AUGGAUGUCAGGCCAAAUCAUGCGGUGCUUGACAUGUGCGCUGCUCCGGGAAGUAAAACUGCUCAGAUUCUUGAAGCGCUUCAUGCAAACGAAUCUGAAGCUAUUCCAGAUGGGUUGCUCAUUGCAAAUGAUGCGGAUCAAGCAAGAAGCCACAUGCUUGUGAAGCAGGCGAAGCGCCUGCAAAGUCCUUGUCUGAUGGUGACCAAUCAUGAAGCACAGCAGUUCCCUAACAUCUUCUUCGCACCUAAGGGGUCUCUGGAUGCAAGCGUGCUACAAUUUGAUCGUAUCUUGGCCGAUGUUCCUUGCAGUGGUGAUGGGACGCUACGAAAAAAUAUGCCAAUAUGGCAGACAUGGACGCAGGGCAACGGCAAUGCUCUCCAUCGAGUCCAGUUACCUAUUUUGCUGCGGGGAUGUUCGUUGCUAAAAGUGGGAGGACGCAUCGUGUACUCCACGUGCUCAUUUAACCCUUUGGAGAACGAAGCCGUCGUCGCCGGAGCGCUUAAGGUCGCCGGAGGCGCCUUACGCCUCGUGGAUGUUUCCAGCGAACUUCCCCAGUUAGUCAGGAGACAAGGACUGUCAACAUGGAAGGUCCAAAGCAAGAGCGGUGAAUUUUAUUCAAAAUUUGCGGAUGUGCCUGAAGCAGAAAGCGUUGGUCUGCUUCCGUCGAUGUUUCCUCCUGAGAAUGCUGCCGAAUUGAAUCUCGACCGCUGUCUUCGUGUAUAUCCUUUCUUGCAAAAUACUGGCGGGUUCUUUGUGGCAGUCCUCGAAAAAGUUGCCUCGUACGGGGCGUUGGAUAGGAUCCCUGGUAAUGAGCCCAAUGUAGAACUGGAGGCCACUGCGGAGGAAAAAGAAGAGACUGAGACAAAAGAAGCUACCACAGUGGAAUUGGAUACGAGUUCUAUCAAUGAGCGCAAGCGCUCGCAGGAUGAUGACAGUAACCGCUCAGCAAAGCGCACCCGCACGGAGACUGAAGGGUCCAGCGAAAUUGUGAAAUAUAAGAGCGCUGCAGCAUGGGAGGGCCGCGAAAGUCCAUUUGUUUUCCUGAACAGCGACAACCAAGAGCUUAUGGGCAUGAGGGAAUUCUAUGGACUGGACGACUCGUUUCCACAGGAGCAAUUUGUUGUGCGUUCGGAAAAAGACAAUUACAGGACUGUAUAUUUCGUAUCUCGCGCGAUCAAAAACGUCAUUACUGCCUCCAACUCCUUUCGCCUCAACAUUGUAAAUACCGGAAUUCGUAUAUUUACUCGAAGUGCUGGUAAUGAUACCGGAGCAGAAUGUCCAUUCCGUCUAAGCAACGAAGGAUUGGCAACCAUUGGGCGUUACGUUUCUGGGAAACGUGUCGUGCAAGUACCGAUGUCAGAUAUCGUGACGCUUUUGUCCAUAGAGUAUCCCAAGUUCACCGAAUUUGGAGAAGAAUUGCAGAAGAAGUUGACGGAAAUGUCAAUGGGCAGCUGUAUCAUCAAGUUUGAUCCAACAUUAGAGAAGAAUUACACGGGAAGCGCCAGAAGUACUAUUCUUCUACCUAUUUGGCGUGCCCACGUGAGCGUAUCAUUACUGCUAAACAAACAAGAGCGAAAAUCUCUGAUGCACCGCUUAACGGGGGAAGAUUUAUCUAUUCAGGGGGGUUUAGAUAAUAAUGCGGGAGGUGGCUCAACUGAAGGAGAAUCUCAAAAGGCGGCGAUUGCGGGGGAAACGGAACCCACAACUGAAUCUGUUGCAUAA
Spizellomyces punctatus DAOM BR117 is the source of this 1722-nucleotide messenger RNA. RefSeq lists its product as uncharacterized. Gene Ontology annotation, cellular component: cytoplasm; nucleus. Gene Ontology annotation, molecular function: tRNA binding; tRNA (cytidine-N5)-methyltransferase activity. Lineage: Eukaryota; Fungi; Chytridiomycota; Chytridiomycetes; Spizellomycetales; Spizellomycetaceae. The coding region runs from base 1 to 1722 and encodes 573 amino acids. The record is from RefSeq and is a predicted model, not a curated record. The transcript has 16 exons. Gene Ontology annotation, biological process: tRNA methylation.